Molecule: messenger RNA, 4560 nt
Organism: Limulus polyphemus (Atlantic horseshoe crab)
Lineage: Eukaryota; Metazoa; Arthropoda; Merostomata; Xiphosura; Limulidae
Product: transmembrane protein 198-like
Cellular component (GO): plasma membrane
Source: RefSeq, a predicted model, not a curated record
CGACUGUUAGUCGAUAGCUGAACCCACGCAUGGAGGACGUCUUUUUCUUAGUGGCUGCGACACAAGAGGCCUGUAUUUAAUUAGAAGAACUAGCAGUCUUCUUUAUAUCAAUGUAAACUAGAAUCGUAAAACCUAAUAAAAAAUGAUCAGUAUAAAGUGUGGAAACAGAGUCACUGGUGUCAAUCAAGGCCGUCACAAGUUCCUUCCUCUUUUAAAUUGAAGUAUUUGAUGAGUGAAGAUUUUAUACUGAAGAUGGCCCUUGAUGAUGAUUAUUCUUUGGCUUCCUCCAUCAACAACACUGUACUGGAAGACCAUGAGGACUCACGUUGUUUGUAUUUUGAUUAUAACUAUGACAUCACAACAGCAGUAAUUUGUGGGAUGUACUUAGUAUUUGGUAUUGUUUACACUCUUUAUGGUUAUCGUUGUUUCAAAGCUGUGAUGUUUCUCACUGGUUUCAUCUUUGGGUCUGUUGUGGUUUACUUGAUCUGUCUGGAGGAACUACUUCCAGCUGCAGGAAACUCGGGUGUAGCACUUGGGGCAGGCUUGCUCUUUGGACUGAUCACAAUGCUGGUGCAAUAUGUAGGACUCUUCAUGACAGGAUUUCACAUGGGGCUCUUUGUUGGAGUUGCUGCCAUCAUGGUAGCUUAUCUUUGGUACUCGCCUACUACAGUAUGGAUAACAGUGGGAAUCUUGCUUGGUUGUGGCCUCUUGGGUGCUGUAAUCAUACUUUUCUUCCAGAAAGGUUGUACAAUACUAGGCACAAGCAUCUAUGGAGGUGCUAUAAUAGCAGCGAGUGCAGAUUAUUUUAUAGAAAAAUUCAUCAUGCUCUAUUGGGUCUGGGAUCGUGUUCGUGUGGCCCCUUCUCACCCACCUUGUUGGUUUUCCUGGUUAAUCCUUGGGAUCUGGCCCUUCAUGGUUCUAGUUGGUGGAUUAACUCAGUGGAAAAUCACUGGCCGAGGCAUUCACCAUGAAGAAAUGAGACCCAGCAGAAGAACAAGACAAGUCAAUCUCCAAAGAAUCAGACGAGAGGAAUCUCGAGCAGAGCAAAGACAAAGGAAGUAUCGUUAUUUAUAUCAAGUGAGAACAGCACAUGGAGACGUAAUUUCUCAGAGCUACAUCCAGAGUCUCCAGACUAAAGUCUGCCCUCCAGAUGAUAGUCUAACAACAAUCCACUCAGACCUGACACGCCUAACUGCCCCUUCAGCUAGUACCACAACCACAUUGAGUCAAGUUGCUUGAUAUACACAUCUGGAAAAUUGAGAAAUCAAGUAUAAAUCAACUUUUGGUUUUCAUGUGUAAUGAAACUGCUUGGUUCCAUUGAAAACUAGAAUAACUGAGAGUUCCAGUUGAACACUUCUAGAAACAUCACUUUAUAUCCAAGGCCUAUAGCUAAAUGAUACAGUGGAGAGAAUAGAUUUUCAAAUUCAUGUAGGCUUAUCAUCUGUAUGCAAGCCUUAAACUUUUAUGGCAAUAGCCAUUCAGUGAAUAAUGUGAAAUGGAACCUGAAUUUGAAGAACAGAUAUUGUGGGCUACUUUGAUUAGUGACAAGAAACAGGUAGCUAGUCAUUAAUCAGUAAGAAAUAUAAGUAUUGAGUAACAUUUUUUGUUAUGUUAAUGUCUUGUAUAACUAUACAAACCUAAACUAUUUUUGUUAUUAAUUCUUAUCUAAUAUGUCUUUUACUUGGUAGCUUCAACAUAUUUGAUGUAUAUCUUAAUUAUCAUAAGAAGACAUUCCUUUGCUCAGCAGACAUUGACCAAGACACUUUCAGGUUAAUUGUUUUUAAUGUCUUGUUUCUGUAUUUUUUUGUUUUAUUUUUUUGUAGGAUAAUAUUUUGUAAUCAAUACUUUGCAAGUCUAUAGGAAGUUGAAUAUUUUCUCAACCAUAAGAUUUUAUCUAUAUCAUAUUUCGAAAUUGUUGUUUAGCUUAGACUAACCUUGAGUGAGCAGUAAAAGUGUGGAUAUUUAGUGGGUUAAAUCACUUGUAUAUUCUAGGACAUAUGUGCAGAAUGAAAUGUAAAUAUGUCAAAGAGAGGUAUAUUAUAGGUAAUUUUCCUGUGCAAAUAUUUGAAUUGUCCUUGAUUAUAUACAUUGUUGCUCAUUCUGAUGCUUUAGAAUUAAGAAGAGUUAAGUUGAAAACCAAAUAUUUUAUUGUGUACCACUGUUAACAAGAGCUUCCCUAACAAUAUUUUGUAUUCUAUACAGAGUCUACUGAAACUAUGAUGUUUUGACUGUAUGCAAGAUCAUAAGUUGAUGCAUAAACAGCAAACUACUCAGUGAAACAUUGGUUUCUUCCAUUUUUUGUUGUUGCUGUUUUGUGUAGCAUUUGAAAACAUGUACUGUAAUUACAACAGUGUGUUAAUAUUCACCAUGUAAUUGAGUUUUUAUUUGAGUACUCUCUCAGUGAUUGUAUCAUGUUAGUAUUUACCACUAGCUUUAUUCAUUUCUGGGAUUAAAGGACAGCAAUUAAAUUCCUUGUUGAUUUGUUGUUGUUUUUUUGUUUGUUUUUUAGUGAAAGGUUAAAAUACAUCUUGUGUGUCUUUGUUGAAUCUAUUUGCUUUUCUUUUCUCUGAUUAUACUGUAGCUCCAAAACUUUUUGCUGGAUUUUGUGUGGUGAAAAAUUGUUCAUUGUUGUUAAUGAUACUUAAUUUCUCAUUAAAUAAUAUUGGAUCUUUUUGAUAUCUUUACUGUGCUAUAACAUUUUCUAUAACAAAUAAGAUUUAUAAACUGUUUCUGAAGGCUUCAGAAAGAAACUUCUAUAAAAUAUGUUUAACCUGCAUAUAAAACAAGUGAAAGAGUUGAUUUUAAAGCCUGUAAUAUAAACCAAUACAGUUUUGUGAAGUGUUCUGAGCACAGAUCUGGUGUUUUUUACAUGUGUUAUUUGCUGUUAUCUGCAUGUUGGGUAAAAAAAUACUUCUUUCUUGUCAUGUGAAAGGUACAUGUAGCUAUAGAAAAGCUUCCAAAUUUUUUAUUUCAAAUAGGAUAUCAAAUGUGUAUUGUAUGUAGAUCCUACUGUGAUAUACAUUUAAGGAAUGAAACUAAGCUUUGAUUGGAAUUACCAGUGCUGGUGUGAUUCUUUUCAAUGCAGAAGCAACUUUGAAAUGUUCUGGUAAAUCUUCCAUAGGUGCUAGCAUUGUAUCUUGUUGACUAAGUUUUGGUUAUUUGUAACAUAAUUAUAUAUUCACAUAAUACAAACAAGUAUUAUGUUGAUACAGAGCCAGAAUAAGGAACUUUUAGCUGUUGUGGAAAAAGAUUUUUGAUUGGAGGAGAGAUUGUAAGUAAUGUUUAUUUAGGUCAUUUAGUUAUUGUAGAUAUUGUAACACAAAAUCUGUAAAGUGUAUCACUUAUAAACUUAAAGAAUCUCUACUGUAUGGAAUUCACAUGCUAACUGAUGUUUGAUCAUGUAGUUUAAAAGUAUGUAUAGAAAUUUUGUGUUGUGAUUUUUGAAAAAGACAAAUCUGUAAUCAAAUAGUUACCAGUACUAUCAAACUGUCCGGGAAUUAUAGGCUUUAGCCGUUGCCAUGAUUUUCAAAAAGUAUAUCUUAAACUUGAAUACUACAUUGUAGAAGGUUUGUGAAUAUUCUAGUCCCAUUAUUAAAAAAAAAAUUGUCUCUUAAUGGUAAAUGUUUCAGUUGUGAAGUAUGGAUCACAUAAUUUUCUUUUUUUGGGAAUUCUGCCAUUUAUUUUCAAAUUCACAGAGAAAUUUAUUACUUGAAAAUAUGUUGACAUCUCAAAUGCUUUUAUAUUGGCUUUAAAACCUUGAAAAAAAAUCAUUUGUUGUUUUAGCUCUCUUUAAUGUUAAUAACAUCUCACUUAAGUUCUUUUAUGAAUAUGUUAAUGCAAACAGUUUUUUUAGUUUGGCCAACCUUAGGAACUCAAAUACCUUUGGUUUUGUCACAUGUCUCAGGAAGGUCUACAUUAGACAAGAGUUUAUGUAUAACACUGCCAAUGUUUUCAAUAUAUCGUGAUUAAAAUUUUGUAAGCCCAGUAAUUUUUCUUUUGUAUUUCCAUUUUCUGUACAAGUGUUUUUUACUGCUGGUUUUUGAAAGAAAGGCCAGUAAAUGUUUUGUUGUUUAGAAAGUUGAUUUAGUAUUGAUCACAUGCUGUGCUUAUUAUGAAAGUAAUAUUGUUAGCUCCUACAUAUACAUUUAGUGUGUGUCUAGUUUAACUGUAUAAUUGGGUAUGUUUAUGCCAUUUUCAUUGUGGUGGUAAUGGUAUUGUGUUUGGUAUCAUAUUAAUGUGAUUUCCUGUGUAACAAGUUACCAAUCAGACUUUUUUUUCACAUUUUAAAGGAUAAGAAAAAUGAAGUUUUUUUGAAAGAAGCAUUCCUGUUCUGCUGUUUUUCUUAUUUCCAUUUUUGAAUAAAGUGUUUUUUUUAUAUUCCGUAGCUUUGUCUUUUUAAGGAACACGGGAUUCAUAUUUUAUAAAAUGUUAAUAUAUUUUCAGAAGUUGUAAGAAAGAAUUUUUUUGUGGUGAAUAACUUCAUAAAUAAUACAAUUUACAUGAAUUGUGCAUACAAAUAGAGGAUUUAUCACAAUUAAAAUUGCUUUUUUUUUUUUUGUC